Messenger RNA from Brachypodium distachyon (stiff brome), 1986 nucleotides. RefSeq names its product sorting and assembly machinery component 50 homolog A. Bases 76 to 1656 code for a protein of 526 amino acids. Lineage: Eukaryota; Viridiplantae; Streptophyta; Magnoliopsida; Poales; Poaceae. The transcript has 4 exons. Gene Ontology annotation, cellular component: SAM complex; outer membrane. Gene Ontology annotation, biological process: protein insertion into mitochondrial outer membrane. The record is from RefSeq and is a predicted model, not a curated record.
CGACAGCAUUUGCCUGCUUGGUAAGCACGAAAGACUUCCCUGAAACACCGAACAACUCUUUCCCCAAACCCCACCAUGGCCGCCGCCGCCGCCGACCCUGAUUCCGCCGCCGACCAAAACCCUAAUACCCCUAACACCGGAACCCACGUGCCGGAACCCUGGGUCGAAUCCGAUGAACUUGCUGAGGAGGAGUACGACGAGGAGGAGGAGGAGCUGGACGGGCCGGCGGCCGCAGCUGUCGAGCGGGAGAAGGUGCAGUCCGUAUUCCGGAGGCUCUCAUCGGACCCUGUGGAAAUCCGUGUCCACGACGUCAUCAUCAAGGGCAACAGAAAAACGCGGGAGGAGCUCAUCGAGGCGGAGGUCGCCGAACUCCUCCGCGCCGCUGUCACUGUGCAGGACCUGCUGCGCGCCGCGACCAUCGCUAGCGCGCGGCUGCGCGGGCUCGAUGUGUUCGACGCCGUCAAUAUCACGCUCGAUGCGGGCCCACCCGAGCUGCCCGGCACCACCAAUGUCGUCGUCGAAGUCGUCGAGGCCGCCAAUCCCGUCUCAGGAACCGCCGGUGUCUACUCCAAGCCCGAGGCACGGUCUUGGUCACUGGAAGGGUCGCUUAAAUUGAAGAACCUGGCUGGCUACGGGGACCUGUGGGAUGCAUCAGUUGCAUAUGGUUGGGACCAAACAUCAGAACUUGGCAUUGGAGUCAGGCUACCAAGAUUUAAAUCAAUAUCAACACCCUUGAUGGCUCGGGCAUCAUUGUUGUCACAAGAUUGGCUGAAGUUUUCAUCAUACAAGGAGCGCCUGCUUGGUCUUUCAUUUGGUUUGGUUUCAACCAUGCACCAUGACUUGUCUUAUAACCUUAUGUGGCGGACCUUAACUGAUCCAACACAUGGCGCAUCAAAGUCCAUAAGAAGACAGUUAGGGCAUAACUUCCUAUCUGCAUUGAAAUAUACAUACAAGAUUGAUCGAAGGGACUCACAUCUCAGGCCCACACAAGGAUAUGCGUUUCUCUCGACCUCUCAAGUUGGUGGUCUUUGGGAUAACAAAGGAUUAAGAUUUUUCCGUCAGGAGUUCGAUGUACGCUGUGCCGUGCCUUUUGGAUUCUAUAAUGCUGCUCUCAAUGUUGGCCUGGGAGCGGGUGUCAUUCUUCCACUAGGAAGAGGAUUUAUGAAUUCUUCUUCACCUGUGACUGAUAGAUUCAACCUUGGAGGUCAUUCUUCUCCAGUUUGCAGCUUGGGUGGAAUAUCAUCCUUAUUGGGUUUUAGAACAAGAGGAGUUGGUCCAACAGAACCUCGAAGGCUUGUCCCCAGCGCAUCUGAAAAUGACUCUGCUCUUCCAGGGAGGGAUUACUUAGGUGGUGAUCUUGCUGUUUCUGCCUUUGCUGACCUUUCUUUCGAUCUGCCUCUGAAGUUAUUUAGAGAUGCUGGAAUACAUGGUCAUGCAUUUCUCACUGCUGGGAACCUUGCGAAAUUAUCGGAGAAUGAGUACAAGAACUUUUCAUUUGCUGAAUUCCAGCGCACAUUUAGGAGCUCUGCUGGCGUUGGCAUAAUCUUACCUACUAAACUUUUCCGGGUGGAGGUGAACUACUGUUAUAUUCUGAAGCAAUCUGAGCAUGAUUGUGGAAAGACUGGAAUUCAGUUCAGCUUCUCCUCGCCCUUGUAGAGACUUGCAAUCAAGUGUUCAGCAGCAGAAAUAGCGUCCUUUGCCCCUGCGUUGACCAAUUUGCUCCUCCUUGUACCCUUUUGUUUCUCAAGAAAACUGGUCAACAACCAGAUUUGCGUUUCACUGACUAAGCAUGUGAUUCUUUGGGCAUCAGGAGCCUGGAGUGUCUUGCAAUGUUUGGCGUUUUGGAUUUCUAAAGAGUUCCCUUCCCUUAACACACUAAUGAUGUGCCCCGGUCUCAAUGUCUCAUAGAUAUGAUGUACGGCUCAAAUACUCGCCCUGCAGCGGUGGAUAUAAUAAAAUUUUAGGUGGGCACUAAUAUUCAUAUAA